Messenger RNA from Rubroshorea leprosula, 1667 nucleotides. Lineage: Eukaryota; Viridiplantae; Streptophyta; Magnoliopsida; Malvales; Dipterocarpaceae. The record is from the annotation of a GenBank genome assembly.
AUAGCAAAUGCAUUUCUACUUACUAUUUUACAGAAGAUGAAGCUUCAGCUUUUUACAAGUCUGCUCCUCUCUGUGAGCCUUCUGACCCUACCACUCGCUGUUGAAGCCAAUCAGGCAGACAGUCUCCGGCAGAUGAUACAAUCCAGGAGGCAACAGAAGGCAACUGAGAGUUUCUGGGAGGAAUUCCAUGAUGCCAAAUAUUACUCUCCCAAGUACAUUUUCCCACAACAUGGCUCAAUGGAUGGUGACAGGGUCGGUGCAUUGCCAGGCCAACCAAAUGGUGUUGACUUCAACCAAUAUGCAGGCUAUGUCACCGUUGAUCCUACUGCCGGCAGAGCACUUUUCUACUACUUCGUCGAGUCACCAGAGAACUCUUCAACCAAUCCUCUGGUUUUAUGGCUGAAUGGGGGACCCGGAUGUUCAUCCCUUGGGUAUGGAGCAAUGGAGGAAUUAGGACCUUUUAGAGUAAGUGCUGAUGGCAAAACACUUUUCAAGAAUCCUUAUGCAUGGAACAAAGUGGCAAAUGUGAUCUUCUUGGAAUCUCCAGCUGGAGUAGGAUUUUCCUAUUCCAAUACAUCUUCGGAUUAUACCACUGGUGAUACUCGCACUGCCAAUGAUAACUACGCCUUCCUAGUCAACUGGCUGGAGAGGUUCCCACAAUACAAACUCAGAGAUUUUUUCAUCACUGGAGAGAGCUAUGCUGGUCACUAUGUCCCUCAGCUUGCCAUGACAAUUCUUGCUAACAACCAAAACACAAAUCAAACUGUCAUCAAUCUUAAAGGCGUUGCGAUUGGAAAUGCAUAUAUUGAUGCUGGUCCGAAGUACUUGGAGGGCAUAUAUGAUUACUAUUGGACCCAUGCUUUGAUCUCAGACGAAACCCACAAUGCCAUCGUCAAACACUGUGACUUUGUCAACUGGACAUACUCUCGCAUAUGUGGAGACUACUUAGAUAUUGCAAAGGCAGAUGCUGCUGACAUCGAUCAUAAUAACAUUUAUGCUCCACGUUGCCAUGAUCCUGCAGAGAACAAAGGAGUACCCAGUUCUAUUGACAACUUCGAUCCCUGCUCAGACAACUAUGUGCAUUCAUAUCUUAAUACUCCAGAGGUACAAACGGCUUUCCAUGCAAGGCCCACAAGCUGGGAAUCCUGCAAUCAAGUUGUGUUUGACAACUGGACUGAUAACCCCAUUACUGUCUUACCUGUAAUUAAAACUCUCAUGACAAGCAGCAUCAGAGUCUGGCUUUAUAGUGGUGAUACCGAUGCAGUUGUUCCAGUGACAACAUCCAGAUAUGCAAUUGAUACGUACAAGCUUCCCAUCAAGACUCCUUGGCAUCAGUGGUACACCAAUCUGGAGGUUGGAGGAUAUGUGGAGGAGUAUGAAGGACUUACAUUUGCCACUGUGAGAGGAGCUGGACAUCCAGUUCCAAGCUACCAGCCGGAGCGUGCUCUCGUGAUGUUUUCCUCUUUCCUUCAAGGAAGCUUCCCUCCUCCACCAAAGGCAUGAUAGAACCUAACAUCCAGUCCCAGUUCAGGAACAAUGUAAUGGGCUAAUUGCAAUCACCAUGACCAGUCCUCUCACUAAUUUCGAGUCAAAGCAAAUAAAAUCUUAAGUCAAACUGGCAAUUGCAAUGUGCUUGAGAUAUGAAUUAAUAAGACAGAACAUGUAGU